Tribolium madens (black flour beetle) is the source of this 1811-nucleotide messenger RNA. Its product is annotated as protein C1orf43 homolog. Bases 168 to 956 code for a protein of 262 amino acids. The transcript has 3 exons. The record is from RefSeq and is a predicted model, not a curated record. Lineage: Eukaryota; Metazoa; Arthropoda; Insecta; Coleoptera; Tenebrionidae.
AGUGACAAUAACAGUGAUGUGAAGUUAGGCAAACGUCAAUAGUGUCACUUGUCACUUUUUGACAUUAAUUAUGUCGUAAAUUUUAACAAACAAGUCAUUAAUUAGUGAAAAGAAUGCAAUUGAGGUGUAAUUAUCGUGUACAAUAAAUUGCGGGCCCCCUUGUCUCGAUGCCUGCCCAGGCCGAGCGCCUCACGCGCCCCAAAAACAUGUCCGAGGAGUUAUCCGGGGUCACAGUCGUGAUUAUCAUCGGUUUGGGUGUCUUAACCUUCAUCUUGUUGUUUAUUUUCGCCAAGAGACAAAUAAUGCGGUUUGCGUUGCGCUCUCGACGGGGCCCCCAUGUCCCGAUCGGGCACGACGGCCCCAAGGUCCUGAAACGCGAAAUCGAGCGCCGAAUCGAUGUGAUCCCCCGGGUCAUCUGCGACCCCCUUUUGAUAAGCAAAAAGGACCCUCGGUAUAUCGUGUACCCCGGACAGCAAAUCCCUGCACACUACUACCGCCUCAAGGCCGUCGACGACGUCAAAACUUUGGAGGCGGAAAUUACGAGACAGGAUAGUGGGUUUUACAGACACCCGAGUGAGAAUCUCCGGGCGUAUCUCUUGACGACCCUGGCAGCCCCCUUGAACGGCAGUGGGCAACGCCUCAUACACCAAUUCUGCGAUUUAUACGAGCACGCGAGACACGACCCCAGCCCCUUUGGGGACGAGGAAUACCAACAGUAUAAUCGACUUUUACUGAAACUAGUCGAUGCCUCGAAGCUCCUCAAGGCUUACAAUAGUCGAAAAUCGUCCCCAAAUCGGACCCCCCAUCGACAAAAACCACCCCAAGAGAAAAACAAGAAUUUAUUGGACCCGACAAGAUUACACCCGUGCCCCCACGAAGACGAGGUUUUGGCUGUCUCGGACUCACGCCCCACAUCCCUAACUGUCUCUCUUGCCGAUAACGAGACUUCAGUCUGACUCACAUUCGAGAUUUAGGUAUUUUACCCAUUUCAUGUUUUUGCAAAACUCCAAUUCGUGUCUCAGACACUUCAAACUGGACAAAAAAACGUCCCGGUUUGGAAUUUGUGACGUAGACAUGUGGGAAAACCACUCAAGGGCCUGAAAUUUCACUUCAAAAUUUUUCAAAAAAAUUGAGUCCUGACCUGUGGCACACAAAUACUCCAAUGAUUGACGUCCAAAAGCGUCGCAAUGGCCCGAGGGAACGUUUCGUACAUUUUCUCACCGUCAUCAAGGGCAAAAUGGCCGGAGAAAACGAGCGUAGCGAGGAGAAAAACAUCGCUUAAGAAGUGGGUUUCCCCGGGAGUUGCUUGGAUUUGACCGAGGAGUUCCAACAGCCAUAGGACACAUUCGGUGUUGUUUUGGUGUUUUUGAAACACUUGAGUCAGGCUUGCAAACAUGAAAUUUCUGUCACUGUAAUGAAAGAAUUACGAUUUUUUUAAUUGAUUGAUUAAUUGAUAAUUACGGGAAUUUAUGACCAUGUUCGAUUAAAUCGUUGAGGAGGUUUAAAGGGGCUUCCUGAGUGAUUAAAGCCAAAGAAGUGCGAAUUUUUAUCGCUUUUUUGAACCAUUCACUUCGUAUUUCUUUGACCAUUUUCGGUGAGGAUAAAUCGUUGAUGCAUUUCAUGGGGAAAUGGACAACACAGUCGAGCAAAACUUGAAAUAACUGCGAGAAAAAUUAACGUUUUGACUUUUUUCUAAUGUUUUACCUUUGAUGUGAUUGGAGUUUCGGCGAAAAUGUCGCUUAUUAUUUGUGCAAUUACGAUUUUAUUAGCCUCUUGUAUCUCUCUAUUACGUAAAGUGUUUUUUAAGUGGA